UCAACGUGCGUGAAUCCAGUCCAUGCUCAAGGAUUCUUCAGUGCUUUAAUUCGUUUGCUUUUUGACAGCGGUGCCAGGGUGAAAAUCGUCGUUUUUUGAAAUGAGUGUAUCCACCGCACACUUUUUACUUUUCAUGAUGGCUUUCGUAAGGGGAACAAGAGUUCAGCAUCUGUCAUGCAAGGACCCCGUGACCUCCACUGAAAUCGAGUACAGUCCCAUCACCCACGUAUGCUGUGAUGGUCACGUACACGAUGCAAGCGACGGCAUUGGUCAAAACUGCUGCGGGAAACAGUUAUACGACAAUUUGUCAUCUAGUUGCUGUGGGCAGGAAGUUCUGUCGGUGUCUGGUCAGCGACAGUGUUGCGGCGGCGACAUCCCCUAUGACGUCACAACCCAGAUGUGCUGUGGCAGUAAAGUGUACACUAUGACAGACGACUUGACCACAUGCUGCGGGGGACAUGCUAUGGAUGCAGCCCAUGAUACAUGCUGCUCAGUUACCGACUCCAUGGGAAUGUCUCUGGUACCUAGGAAGGGCAAAGGUCAAUGCUGUGGCUCUGAUUUGACCUUUGACCCUGUGAUUCAAAGGUGUUGUCAAUCAGGUGAUGGAAUACUCAGUGAGGUUGUAUCAAGAAACAGUAGAAUGGCUUGCUGUGGUGGACAAUCCUAUGACACGUCACACCAACUCUGUUGUGGUGAAACGGUAUCUAACAGGACAUCUGAAAGAAUGGAGUGCUGUGGAACUGUAACUUAUGACCCCAACACAGAGUUCUGCUGUGCUGAUGCAGUUUCUCUUAUCGGUAAUGGAAAAUGUUGCGAUGGUCAGGUGUACCAUGCUAACAGAGCAUCAUGUUGCCUUGGCAUCCUUCAGGAUGGAAUACCGGAGGUUAGCGGAGUUCAGGGAUGCUGCGGACAGCUCUCAUACCUGCAAACAGAAUCAAUAUGUUGUCAGGGUCGACUGCAUCCAAAGACCGAAGCAAUGCAGUGUUGUGGCCAAGAUGCUUUCAACAGUAACACUCACCUGUGUUGUGCCGGUACCCUCCAUGGUAAAUCAACCCCAAGUGACGUUUGCUGUGGGGACAGGCCUUACGAUCCCAUCACACAAACUUGCUGCCCCAUUAAUGGUCGACAUGGCGAGGAAGUGUUCCCAGUCGAGGGUGGACAGUGUUGCCGAGAUAAGGAAACGGGCAUGUUGGCGUAUAAUCCGAGCAAGGCAACCUGUUGUGUAGGAAGAUCAAAUGAUGUAUUCUACCCUGAUGUUCCAGCGAAUACAAGCUCUUGUUGUGGACGAUAUCUUCUUCAAGACACACAUCUGUGUGAUAUAAACGCUAACCGUCCUGUGAAGAAGACAUCUUUAACGGAUGAUCGGCUCUGCUUGAGCAGGAACUGGCGUCGAACAAGGAGCUAUAAUUCCCAAACGCAGGUUUGUUUUCAUGGGAUGGUGAGAUCAAAGAACCGGAUCAGCAAUGGCUGCGGACCUCACAUCCUAGACCCUCUGACUGAGAUGUGCUGUAUGGGCACCAUUCAUUCCCUUCAAGACAAGAAUGGCAACCAAAAGAUGUGCUGUCAUCGAAGCACACGGUCAUACGUACCAAGAUACCAGAGUUGCUGUAGUGGGAGAGUGGACAACAUACCUGCCCUUACAGCAAAAUGCUGUAGAAACAGAGCCUACGAUACAACCACCCACACCUGCGAUAAAAAUGGAAUCAUCCGUUCGGUCUCGGAGAUGGCGCUGUUUCCACUCCUGUGUGGGAACCAACCCUACAACCCGUCCGACCACAAGUGCUGUGGGCUGAUCCUGAUUGGUCCUCACCAGACAUGCUGCCGAGGGGUGGUGUACGAAACGGGUGUCAACAAAUUUGGGGCAGGGGAGUGCUGUGAUGGGGUCAGAGGUUACAACCCAGAGCGAGACAUUUGCUGUGGGGGUGUUCUUCAUGAACGAGUUGCUAAAGGGACGACUUGUUGUGGCACAACUUUAAUAGAGCAGGCUGAUUUAAGUGUCAUUUGCUGUGAUGGAAGUCUCCAAUUAUCUUUAGGGGGUUUCAGGAGAGACUGCAAUGGAGGGACAGCAUUUAACCAACUGGCAGAAACCGUAUGUGAUGGAGUUGUCUACCCGCAGCCAAAUGGUGACUGCUGUGGCAAAUCCCUGUACAACAGCACCGGUGAAAUCUGCUGCAGCGGAGUUAUAUAUCCUAAAGAGACACCAGAUUUCAUGUGCUGUGGAUCGACGCCAUACGACUCCAUGGCUUCAGACCAGCAAUGCUGUGAGGAUACCCUGCAUAACAACCCAACUGGGUCAAUGAGUUGCUGUGGAAACCAACAAUACAAUCCUCAACGCCAUCUUUGCUGCUCGGAGAACGAUCCCACCAGGAUCCCGGCCUUCUUACUAGAGGCUUCCGUGAGUAGAACUUGCCGGAGUUUACAGUCCGCCGACGAUGACUCAACAAUAAUGUAUACUCUAUGUGAUGGGAGAAUGCAUCUACCAUCUGCUACCGGGGCGUGUUGCGGGGAGUUGUACAUAGACACUGAGACAUCGGUGUGCUGUGGGGGUCUAGUCAGAAUGAAAUUGUACGGAAAGAACUCGGUGUGCUGCAAGGGAAUCGUUGAAGAUGCCUCAGUGACACUGUGUUAAAGAUUGUUAUGGAUUUUAGACAAAGGUACUUCAAGUACAGACUCAAAGAAAACAUUAUUUACACUAACUGUAAAUAAUAAUUGCUGGUUGAAAACCUGGAAGUAAACAUUUUUAUUUAUUACUAGGUAACAAAUACCACAAUUGUAUCUUUGUGUUGCUAUUUACCACGUAUUCAAUACUUUUCAGUUUUAUUGCUUUAGUAGAUAUUUGUAUGUAACUCACAAUAUUGAGUAAGGAGGAAAGGUCAAAAUGAAUUUUCGUUUUUGGACAAUCAAAUUUUAAAAAGAAACUUGUUGACAAAACUUGAACACAUGAUUUGAACCCAAAAUAUAUUUUUAUACUUAAAUACACUGUGGUGGGAGUGAAGAGUUAUUCUCACCAAAAUACCUGCCCCUUUACUGUCAUAUUUAUUUCCAUACACUUUUCAAAAGUUACAACAGACAAAACAUAUUAUUUUUUAAUGUACAUUGCACAAGACAAAAUGAACAAGCACAAAUAUGAAGUGGGCAAAGGUCGAGGAGGAAACAUUGCUUUUUGCCCCUAAAACCCAAAGGUUUCAAUCUCCCCAUCAACAGAACAAUCCAACAAACUGGUGAUUAAAAAUAGACCAACUAAAAUCAAAGAACGAAACAAACAAAAAUUUGCAAGUUUCCAUUUCCUGCUAUAUCAAAUGUACAACAAUUAACAUUAUCAAAACAUGGCCCUCCGAAUCUCCUGCAGUAUUCAAAGAUGGUACAUAUUUCAGGACAGUCCCCAAGUUCCACCAGCAAAACAUUUCUUUUGUGUAAAUGAGGAAAAGGUGUGUUCAUUCCUCGCUUUAAUUUUGCAAGUACAGGUAUUGCUUCCUUAAGGAAUGAUAGCAUUAAGAAUGCUUUCGCAACAAAUUAUCACAAUUGCAGCACUUGGGGAAAAAUAAAUGUUCCCAUUCUGUGAUUUAUCUCUUACUGUUUUUCCGUUUUCUUUUGUUGCUUUAAUCGAAACACUUUCAAAUCAAAAUACAUAUUUAUGCCUAGCCCAUUAUGUACUACGUUGAUUUGUCACUAUUUUGUGCUUAAGCUGGUGUUUUGGGGGGUAAAUUUAUGAGUUAUGGCUGUGAAUAGUUUUUGUGUGAAUAGAUUUUUUGUAGGAAAGAAAUGAUAUUGACUUCCCCUUCAUAGGGAAUAAUAAAGUUGGUUGGAUUUGCAGUGCAUCUGGAAUUUUUAUUUAAAGAAGCAUGUGUAAUGGUGCUUAAAAGGUACAAAUAGAAAGAAUUGUUUCGUGUGUGAAUAGUUUUUCGUUGUAGGAAGUUGGUUGGAAUUGCAGUGGCAUUUGAAUUUUUUUCCUUUAAAAUUAGUUGUGAGUAUAAAAUAUAAGGAUUCUUAAAAGGUACACAAUUUUAAAUUGUUUAGAAAGAAUAUUUUUGUGUAUGAAUAGUUUUUUGUUCAGGGAAAAAUCAAAUGUCGAAUCAAGUUGAAUGGUUGGAAUUGCAGCGGCAUCUGGAAUGUUUUCUUUUAAUUUAAGAAGUGAGUGUAAUGAUGCUUCAAAGGAACAGUACAUUUCAAAUUCUUCAAAUAUUUGUGUGUGUGUGAAUAUUUGUUUGUAGGAAUGAAAGGAUAGUGACUUUCCUCUAUGGUACCAAACAAUCAAUUCGCUUGGAAUUGCAGUGUAUCUGGAAUUUUUUUCAUUUUAGUUUUAGAAGUGAGUGUAAUAGUGCGUAUAGGUACAAAUUUUUCAGUGUUCAGAAUGUAAAAAAUUCCCAACACAGGAGUUAUGUCGUAGUAGGCAUAUAAAUUAUGCCAUAUUGUUGUACAGUCAUUCAUUGGAGUCACAUGGUUGAUGAGAGACCCGGCCUGCACCCUGCAUCAAAUCCAAUCACUUGUCGAUUAUCACUUUAUUGGACAUUGACCAUUGCCCAAUUUCACAGAGCUGCUUAAGAUAACAGUGCCAACAAAUUCAUGUUAAGCAAAUAUUGGCAGGAUACCAGUUGUGAAUGGUAAAUAAAAUGUAAUAGUUUGGCUGGUGACCUUUUCUGGUAAGCACACCUGCUUUGCACUUAGCAGUUUCUGUGCUUAAGCAGCUAGGAAAUGUGGGCUUGUUGAUUGAUUAUUGAGUUGAAUUAACAAAUUUGUAAGCAGCAAAAGCCCAGUGAAUUGUCAUUCAUAUUGUAGGCCUAUGCUACUAUUAUUAGAUCUGAGUAGUCAUAAUUAAAUGAUUUAAUGUUAGCACAACUGUGCUAUAUUGGAACCAAUACUUUCGAUAAGACAAGGAAACGUCACAAGCAGAGAAUCAAAGCUUCAGAUUACACCCUGAUUCUUAUUGCAUAAACUCUUUAACUGGUUGAUGCCAAUUACAGCAAUAACACUAAUAGCACACAUCAAUAAACGUCAUCCCAAUGUUUUGUUAUUGUUUCAGUCUCACCUGUUAAAAGUAAUAUUUUUAGUAGCUAAGAAAAAGGCAAAAGUGAAAUUUAUUUUUGAUAAUCGCAGUUAUGUAUUUAUUAAGGCUUGUGUAGGUUAAAUAUUUAAAAGGGUAGGCCUAUUUUGUGUACACUUUGAUUCAAUAAUUAUUAGUAAGUAUGAAAUACCACAGUAAUUGAUCGCAUUUCUGACCAUUAGGGCGCUUUCAACAGAAACGUUCCGAGCAUCACAAUCUACAGUUUUAUCAUAUUUUGACUGUCUGUACAGUAUGUAAUUUUCUUAAAUUAAAUGAAAAAGAGAGUUUAUUUUACCCGUCGCAUUGCGCAAAUGUAGUUCACACACGCCCUCACAUGGUCGAAAAUACUUAAACUAUGUUCAUGGUUCCAAAGGAAUCGUAUACUGUAGCUCUGUAGAGCCAUAAGUCCACGGUAGGAUUUAUACAUUUUCUGAGUCCACUUUGUAAUGUGCUUUCUAUUUCCUCAAAAUGUACUGAAAUAAAAUUUGGUUUUUGUG
This is a messenger RNA of Asterias rubens (European starfish), 5538 nucleotides long. RefSeq names its product Kruppel-like factor 18. The transcript is spliced from 12 exons. Lineage: Eukaryota; Metazoa; Echinodermata; Asteroidea; Forcipulatida; Asteriidae. The record is from RefSeq and is a predicted model, not a curated record. The coding region runs from base 101 to 2629 and encodes 842 amino acids.